Metschnikowia bicuspidata var. bicuspidata NRRL YB-4993 is the source of this 882-nucleotide messenger RNA. RefSeq lists its product as uncharacterized. The record is from RefSeq and is a predicted model, not a curated record. Gene Ontology annotation, molecular function: calcium ion binding. NCBI's taxonomy places the organism in Eukaryota, Fungi, Ascomycota, Pichiomycetes, Serinales, Metschnikowiaceae. The transcript has a single exon. The annotation marks the transcript as partial.
CCGCACCAGUAUCAGCAACAACCACAGCUCCAACAACAUCAACAACCACAGCUCCAUCAACAACAAUACCAUCAGCAACAACAACACAAUCAGCAACAGCAACCACACCAUCAACGUCAACAGCCGCCGCAGGCCCUGGCGGCCCCUCGCGCCGCGUCGUACUCGGGCCCGCAGUACGUGCACCCGCCCGUUCCCACGCUGUCGCCGCCCGCAGUCCACCUGCCCUCGACGCCGCAGAUGGCCGGCCGUGGCCAUGCGCCCGCCAAGAAGGCGCCGCCCAGCACGGCCAGCCGCUCCCGCGAGAGCCUCGAGGACACGCCGAAGCACGCGGCCAAGCACCGGCUCGAGGCUGAGCUCCGGGCAACCUUCGACCGCGUGGACGCCAACCGCUCGGGCAAGAUCUCGCAGCGGGAGCUCUCCGCGGCGUUGGUCAACUUCGACAACACGGGCUUCCGCCACUCGGCCGUGCGCCUCAUGAUCAAGCUCUUCUCCAGUCCCGCGUCGGGCCUGGCGUCGGGCUUGAACUUCGACCAGUUCGUGUCGCUCUGGAAGUACUUGACCGCCUACAAGAAGUUGUUCGUGGUGGCGGACGUCAACAAGUCCGGCGACAUCUCCUUCGGCGAGUUCCAGAGGAUCAUCGAGCAGAUCGGCUACAAGCUCAACGUGGACUUGGUGCUACAUUUGUUCCAGAAAUUCGCAGUCACCGACUCCCACGACGACGGGUCGGUUGCCGUCGGCAAACUCAAGUUCGACGCGUUCAUCGAGUUGCUCGUCUACCUACGCAAGCUCACGGACAUCUUCAAGCAGUACGACAAGCAGCUCACCGGCGUGGCCACGAUCGACUACCUGGACUUUUUGCUCGAAAUCAGCAACUUGACAUAG